This is a messenger RNA of Asterias rubens (European starfish), 2177 nucleotides long. RefSeq lists its product as uncharacterized. The record is from RefSeq and is a predicted model, not a curated record. The transcript is spliced from 2 exons. The coding region runs from base 870 to 2177 and encodes 435 amino acids. NCBI's taxonomy places the organism in Eukaryota, Metazoa, Echinodermata, Asteroidea, Forcipulatida, Asteriidae.
UCUAGAAUUGCAAGGGUCGUGGGUUCGAAUCCAACCCGAGUUAUCAUGCGUGUGAUAAUUUGUCUGCUUAAGGAGCUCUAUGAAAUUAGGCCCUGGUCUUUCCCUUCUUCCUCCCGUCUUCAUCCCUGUAAGACUAUACAAUUACAACUAUCAUUUGUCUUCAGUUUAUGGCCUCAUCACUUUUUCAUUUGUUCUUUUAAUUCAUUGUUUUAUUAUAAAUUUUGUUAGAGGUCUUAGCAGAUUUUUUCGAUCUGAGAUGAAACCAUAUGACGUUUCCAUAAUUAUUGUUGUUGUGGGUAUUAUUGUUAACUAAGACAUGUCAAAUAUUAUUUAUGUUGUGGUGUAAUUAAAUAAUUCAUUAUGUUUUCUUCGCCAGUGGAGGGUUUGGGUGGCGCAGCAGACAUACCGUUUUACGUGUUAGCAAAAAAACAAAACAUUUAUGCUUGCCAAGAAACUGUUACAGCCAAACUGCCAUGUCAUACCGAACUAGUUUUGACUGGUAUCCUGCUAUUAUAAAAUAUUAUUUUGGUUAGCAGAAAAUGUGUAAAGAACAUUUUCUUCGAGCAGCCCAGUGAACGGGUUUUCCCUUCAUAGAUCAUCAUCCAUGCAACACCGCGACCUUUAGCUUAUUGGUUGGAUGAAUACGCAAGUACAUGAGAUCAAACCGUAGUCAAUAGAAAAAAACUAUUUCACAUUUUAAGGUCACGGCCACGAUGGGCGUUUCACUAUACAUUGCUUGUGUGUAUUGCGUAUAUCACGAUGUCAUUGAUGUUGAUCAAAACUACGAGAACUUCAGACGCAGUGUGGGGGAUGGGGGAUUUGGCUCAUCUGUUUGCUGAACUAUUUUAACAGGUGCACCGUGAAUAGUCAUGGAGACCGAGAAUAACCACACACCCGAGACCGAAGCAGCCGCUAACUACUUCAGACGUGUUUUGGCCAGUGCACUGAACCCUCUUUUAGAUCAGGUCGAAUACCAAGAUCGAGAAUCUAAGUUUGACGACGUGAAGGAGUCUCUGAGAAACAUCACAAAGUUAUACAAAACGGCACUGAAUCAAACCACGUCUGGCUCCCGAUCUGACUGGAACGAUGCGGGUAACCGUUGCGCUUACGUGUUUGUGUAUUUCAUGCAGCACUGCCAUCUAGUCCACUACUCGCUUCAACAAAUCCAAGCUGAUAUCUCGAAAAAUUGGCAAAAUAAGAGUAGUCUGAACGUCUGCAGCAUAGGUGGUGGUCCUGGAUCGGAUCUUGUUGGGCUGACCAGAUUCCUUACGGACGCAGCUUUAUUUCCACCCUCACUUACUUGUGUGGUUUUGGAUCUGUACCCUAACUGGAAGCAUACUUGGGGGUCAGUCUACGACCAACUGCCUGAAACAUUUGACGUAACCUACCGUAAAUGUGAUCUUGUUAACACGGCAGCGCUGCAAGAUGACAUUCUACGCUUUGUUGGAAAGGCCCACUUGCUGACUUUCGUGAAAUCUUUCUCGGCAGUGGCUUCAUUCUUACGGCAGGAUCAAAGACGAGGUGACCGCCUUCGAGCUAUUCUUCGCGCGUUGAAAGGGGGCACGUAUGUACUGUACAUUGACAAUACACACUGGGACAAAUCUUUCUUAAAUAAUUUCGCUUUACCCGCCGGUCUUAAAGUUGUGUUUGACCUUUGUGGCAAGCAAACUUUGCCAUUUGGUCAACAUUCACACACGAUUAGAGAAUUCAGUCACCACCUUGAUUUCAGACCAAUGCGAAACUGCGAUGUGACGAUCUGGAUUUUGUACAAAAAUAAAUCCGUUCGGAGCAAUGUUCAGUCCACCGAGGCUUGCAGACAGGGUCGAUUGCAUUUACCCGUUCCCGCCCGCAUGCCUUCCGCCCAAUCUGUUCCAAAUACAGGUAGUCUAUCACAACAUUUUGUACAGCCAAGAGCAGCUCCGAAAUAUCAGUCAACGGUAGAUACUUCUUAUAAGUACGCCUAUCCGACACCAACUGUUCCAACACCAGCCACACCAACUGUUCGUCAUCAUCAAGAUCACACACCUCGGAUAAAUGAAGAGUACCAACCAACAAGGCCUUGCAUGGCUCAGACAAGUGAAGAUGCCAGAAAACAGACAAAUUACCGAAUUAGCGCUUGGAAGACAUUUAAGCGUUGCUUUUGUUGUACUCGCACAGACGAGUUUGAGAAUGAAUAG